CGAAGGAUAUAAAUUUAAUUUCAGAAUGAUCAUGGCACAACUACGUCGUAUGGAAGAGCGACAAAUUUCUAUUGAAGAUAAAAUAGAUAAAAAUGCGAAAGCCAUUAAACAGCUAAUGCAAAAAUCUGUAGUAAGCAGACCAGUGAAGCCACAGGGGAUUUUGUUUAGAACCGUAGAUGAUUUCUUGGCCUUUGAAGAAGUUAACGAAGAAAUUUAUAAUAAUUUAGUGGGAUACUUCGUUUAUCUUGGACGAGCCAAUCCAGUUGACUGCGCUGCAGAAAUUUUCGCAGCAAGUGGACCAGGGGGAUGUAAAUUGAGAGACAGUCGUUUCGCUCAAACAUGUCAAGACGCCAUAAAUGUCAACAAACAUUUCCCCAACCCCAACAACGUCGAAUUUUAUGAAGCUUUAGAGAAAGCUCUAAAAAGCCUUAAAACGAGAAAAUGGCGUUACAACAGAAAACGACAACCCUCUCUUCACAAAGAAAAUGAAGAAUUCCCACUAAAUCGACGCCGACGAAUGGAUACUCGGAAAGAUGACAUGGAAUUCGAGAACACCCAAGAGGAAGCUGACAAUGCCAACGAACCAGAAGAGUCCCAGUACACGGAGAGGGCUGAAAAUGCCGAUGAAAUGUCCACUCAGCGCAUGGAUGAGUCCGAGGAUGACAGCGAGGACACCCAAGAGGAAGCUGACGAUGUCAACGUACCAGAGGAAAGCCAGUGCAUGGAGGAAUUUGAAAACGUUGAGGAAACAUAUACGCAGAACACGGAUGAAAUAGAAGACAACAUCAAGGACAUGGAUGAAGCUGAGUACCCCGACGAAACCGAGGACAACUUGGAUGACAACUAUACCCUGGAGAAGACGGUACAGAACAAAGAUCUGCCAGUGCCAUUGAGAGAGCAGGAAAAUUUCAUGGAGGAUGAUCUAUACAGCGAGACUGGUGACAUAGUUCUUUUCAGCAGUCCACCAGACUAUUA
Molecule: messenger RNA, 975 nt
Organism: Vollenhovia emeryi
Lineage: Eukaryota; Metazoa; Arthropoda; Insecta; Hymenoptera; Formicidae
Product: glutamic acid-rich protein-like
Exons: 6
Source: RefSeq, a predicted model, not a curated record